GAACAUGCCAGGGAACUCAUCUCUGCGGAGUCUGGUCUGCAUUUCGUCAAAACCGUUUGCGAGCAGAAAGAUGUUUUGCGAAACAACGAGUUCAUGAUGGUCCUCAACGCGAAUCCAGGUAGCAGAGCCAAGGUAGAACAGGGAGACUGGUGCCUCCGUGUGAACCCAAACGGUGUGGACUUGAAUCGCAAUUGGGAUGAGCAUUGGGAGGGGGAUGCCUCCUACGGCACUGACACGAAUCCGGGACAAGGGCCUUUCAGUGAAGCAGAGACACAGCUUUUGAAGAAGUUAGUUUCCUCCUAUGAGCCGACGACGUUUCUGACCAUCCACAGCGGAACCUUAGGCAUGUACAUGCCCUGGGCAUUUGACAUGCAGCAUUUGGCCGAUCGCAAUCAAGAAUCGAUGAUGCAGAUUUUGCAAAAGGUGGACGAGGACCACUGUCAAUGCCCAUUUGGUGCUGCGGGUAGGGAGGUGGGAUACAGCUGCCCUGGGACCUGCUUGGAUUGGGUCUUUGACAAGUUGAAAACACCGUACGCAUUUGCGUAUGAGAUCUACUAUGGUGGCAGCCCAGAUGAGCUGCGCGAAAGGUGGCAGGAGAAAGUCCACCUUCCGGGCGCUUCCUUGAUCCAGGCUCAAAGUUUGGCGCACCCACACUUCAAAGACCUUUAUAUCCAGUACCCGUCGAGCUUCAUCCAGGUAGCAUCCCAACACCAUGAAGAAAACAAUGCAUUGCAAGGAUUUGCUUGCUUCGGCAUGUUCAAUCCAGACACUGAGGAGAAGUACCGAGAGACUGUUGAAAACUGGUCGAAAGCAUACCUGGACACUGUAGAACAGGUUGCCCUGAAGCUUUGAGCCGCUGCGCGCUGCCGCAUUCGAUCC
Cladocopium goreaui is the source of this 879-nucleotide messenger RNA. NCBI's taxonomy places the organism in Eukaryota, Dinophyceae, Suessiales, Symbiodiniaceae. The record is from the annotation of a GenBank genome assembly.